This is a messenger RNA of Carassius auratus (goldfish), 3333 nucleotides long. Its product is annotated as inter-alpha-trypsin inhibitor heavy chain H3-like. The coding region runs from base 44 to 2725 and encodes 893 amino acids. The transcript is spliced from 26 exons. NCBI's taxonomy places the organism in Eukaryota, Metazoa, Chordata, Actinopteri, Cypriniformes, Cyprinidae. The record is from RefSeq and is a predicted model, not a curated record.
UUAAAGACAGUGUGUGUUUCGAGGUCAGUUUCAUGUGCAGGUCAUGAUGGAUCGAGCAGCUCUCCAGGUGAUUCUCUUGGGCAUGUUUCUCAUGUCAGCCACUUCAGACCCUGUUAAGAAGAAAAAAAAUGUGGAUAUAUACAGCUUCUACAUUAACUCCACGGUCACCAGUCGCUACGCCACAACAGUCAUCACGAGCCGUGUUGCGAACACACUGAAUGAAUCUCAAGAGAUCCAGUUUGAGGUCAAGAUUCCCAAGAAUGCCUUCAUCAGCAAAUUCAGAAUGACCAUUGAGGGAAAAACAUAUGAUGGGGUUGUGAAGGAAAAAGAAGCAGCUCAGCAGCAAUACAAUCAAGCAGUAUCUCGAGGACAAAGUGCUGGACUGGUCAAAUCUGUUGGAAGGACUUUAGAGGACUUUAAAACCUCAGUGACAGUGUCUGCUUUUAGUAAAGUGACCUUUGAGUUGACCUACGAGGAACUGCUAAAGCGUCGCCUCGGAAAAUAUGAGCUACUCAUCAAUGCCCAACCAAUGCAGCCGGUGGCUGACUUCAAGAUAGAUGUACACAUCCAAGAGAAACCAGGAAUUUCCUUCUUGGAGGUGAAAGGAGAUUUGAGCACCGGUGAUCUGGCCAAUGCCAUCAAAACCACCAGAGCAGACAAAGACUUUCAGGUAUGGGUGACCUUCUACCCCACACAAGAUCAACAGACCAAGUGUAAAAGCUGUGGAGAAAAUGGGCUGAACGGUGACCUGCUCAUAACAUACGAUGUGGAGAGACAAAAUCCCAAAGGAGAAAUCAUGGUAUCAAAAGGCUAUUUCGUCCACUACUUUGCUCCAUCUGAUGUUCCACGUAUUUCCAAAAAUGUGGUGUUUAUCAUCGACCGGAGUGGUUCUAUGAGCGGCCGAAAAAUAAAACAGACUCGAUUGGCACUGCUAAAGAUUUUAAGUGAUCUUGAUGAGGAUGACCACUUUGGAUUGAUCACCUUUGACAGUGAAGUUAGCUUAUGGAAGCGUGAGCUCCUCAGAGCUACUGAGGCAAAUCUGGAGAAUGCAAAAUCUUUUGUGAAGGAGAUCAGAGAUAGAGGAGCCACGGACAUAAACGCUGCAGUUCUAGCAGGAGUGGACAUGAUCAAUCGACAUCCACGAGAGGGAACAGCCUCCAUCCUGAUCCUGCUGACUGAUGGAGAUCCCACUACAGGUGAAACCAACAUAGAGAAGAUAAUGUCCAAUGUGAAAAAGGCCAUUGGCAAUAAAUUUCCCCUCUAUUGUCUUGGUUUUGGAUAUGAUGUUAACUUUGACUUCCUGACAAAGAUGUCACUGGAAAAUAGUGGAGUUGCUCGCAGGAUUUAUGAAGAUUCAGACGCUGAUCUACAGCUGCAGGGCUUCUAUGAAGAAGUUGCCGUCCCUCUCCUCACUGAUAUUCAACUUAAAUACCCAGGAGGGACAAACCUUACCAAGACCAGCUUUAGUUUGUACUUCAAUGGCUCUGAGAUUGUGGUGUCAGGACAAAUAACAGACAACAGUGUGGAGAGUUUCACCACUGAAGUCAUCGCAGUAUCAAAAGGCAGUAAUGUGACAUAUCAGGACACUAUAAUGACAAAAGACCCCAGUGAUGUCCCACCUGAGAAUGAAAAUUUCAUGCAGAGGUUGUGGGCCUACCUUACAGUGAAGCAGCUUCUGGACAGACAGGUGCUUCUUAAAGGACAGGAGAAAGAGGAUGAAAAAAAAGAAGCUCUCAAACUCUCCCUGAAAUACCAGUUUGUCACUACCCUGACCUCUAUGGUUGUCACUAAGCCACAGGAAGGUGAAGUGGAAGUGGCCAACAAACCCAAAGAGGGAAAAGGGGGAGAUGGAUAUACAGCUGAUGUUGAUUCUGAUGAUGAUGACUCAGCAUUUGCUUCUUUUUCAGUUAUAAAUCAUCAUCCUGCACAACGUGCCUUCCUAUUGCACAGCGUUCCAAUGGACUAUCCUGCUGCAAUGGAUUAUUCUGAUGCAAUGGAUUAUUCUGAUGCAAUGGAUUAUUCUGUAAUGAUUCAUCAUCCUCUACCAACCUAUGGCUCCCCAACUAUUCAUACAACUACUCCCCCUGCUGUGCAAGUCCAUAGCAAUCGUUUCCUGCUGCCUGUUGUUGGUCAGUCUAAGCCACUCUGUUUCGACGUUCCUCUUCCUCACAAACUCAGACUCCUGCAGGAUUCAGCUUCAGAGUUCUCUAUGAACGGAGAGUCUUUGAGUGAAAAUCAUGGAUUCCAUCAAAUUGCUAUUCAUUACAAAACUAACCAUCAUUUGAUAAUAAGCACAAAGUCUAUCAGUUACCAUAAUGGCCAGGACAAAGUUGAGAUUUUGUGGGGCCAGGAACUCACCCAACACAAUACAGAUGGGGUGUCUCUGGUUGUCCUGGAAAACGAAAUGAAUGUUACCAUGGGAAAUAUUGGUGUUGUUAUUAUUUCUCAUAAGAAAGAUGGGGUCAAGUUUUUGUGGCCUGCCAUUUGGGAACAUCCAAAAGAUGUUAACCUGACAGGUGUUUUAGGAAAGUCUGAUAUUUCAUAUGUGAAGACUGAAGGAUCACAAACACCAACUCUUAAGAUGAAGGACAAGGAGGUGAAGACAUAUUUGGAGACUGUCAGCGAUUACAGAUUCCAUUCCACUCCUGUUCAGGAAUGCUGGCUUGUCCCAUUCCAGGCUGUGAUGGAGGCAGAGAUUUCUGAUUUCACUGUCACUCAGCUUUAGAGUUAACAAACAGCGUUUCCUUUUGAUUUUGAUGGUUCAUGUUAAGUAAAUGCAUCAAUGGUUUAAUUCUACCUGGCCUAGGAAGACAUACAUUCAAUUGUCUUAAAUAUAUAGUUUGCUUGAUAUGCUGACUUUUUGUUUUUGUUUAUGAAAAUUAACUUUCCACUGAUUAAUCCAGAUUAAUGCUUAAUAAAUAAAGCUGAUUGAGUUGGGUAGCUCAUUUCAGCAGGAGGGAACAUUUAAGUCCAUGAAAGUGAUUUUGUGCUUUUUUGGAAUAGCACAAAGUGAUGUUCACUUGUAGAAUGCAAGCUUCUAGAGGGCACAUAUGUCAGAAGUAAUACAUUUAGGUAAAGGGGUGCAGAGCUAGAGGUGGUUUUGUAGGCAAACAUUAAUGCCUUGAAUUUUAUGUGAGCAGCUAUUGGUAAUCAGUGCAUACUGAAAAACAGAGGUGUGACAUGCAUUCUUUUUGGCUCAUUAAAAUUGAUCUUGCUGCAAUGUUCUGGUUUAUUUGUAAUUGUAAAUUAAUUGUUGUUCUUUCAUUAUGCCUCCAUGCUGAAAAUAUAUAUUUUUUAAUAUAAUCAAAGAAUACAUGUUAAAAUUGGGUAUCC